This is a messenger RNA of Ostrinia nubilalis (European corn borer), 7343 nucleotides long. RefSeq names its product patronin (gene Patronin). Gene Ontology annotation, molecular function: calmodulin binding; microtubule minus-end binding. Bases 107 to 6235 code for a protein of 2042 amino acids. The transcript has 35 exons. The record is from RefSeq and is a predicted model, not a curated record. Gene Ontology annotation, biological process: negative regulation of microtubule depolymerization; cytoplasmic microtubule organization. Gene Ontology annotation, cellular component: microtubule minus-end. NCBI's taxonomy places the organism in Eukaryota, Metazoa, Arthropoda, Insecta, Lepidoptera, Crambidae.
GGCGUGCGAGCGCGCAGUUGACCCGCGACAAGCGCGCACGUCGCGCGCUGCGCCACGCCCGAGUGAUGUCACACGCGCCCGCGCCCGCUGUGCAGUGAUUGUGACCAUGGUAGCGAUGGUAGCUUCAGCCUCCGGAUACGGCACCCUCCGCCGCUUCAUGAGCGCGCCGGAAGGUCAGCCCGGCAUGGAGGAGGCCGCAGUCGUGACCAGCACAUCUGUCGCCGUUUCGUCAAAGCAGCGAGCGUCGAUCAAAUGGCUGUUAUCGAAGGCCUUCAACAACAGAGUCCCCGAGAAUCUUGUGGAACCGUUCUACAGGGAUCAUGAGGAUCAGGAGCAUCUGAAGCCACCAAUCGUAGGGGGGCUCGCGAACGCGGAGCUUUACUGCCUCGCGCUCGCGAACAUGUACUCCGACCCGAACUACCACAGUCUGAACCACUGGAACAUCCUGCAGACCCUGGCCAGGAAGGGCGUGCACGUGCCCGACCCGCCCGACUGUGCGCUCACCGAGACCGUCCUCAUACAGACCAACCCGCUGCGAAUGAGCGCACACAUGGCGGUGGUGGAAGCUCUAAUGGUGCUAUACGCGCGGGAGGUAGUGACGCCGGACCGCGUGUCGGCGGCGGCGCAGCGGUUCGGUACCUCCCAGCCGCCGCCCGCCGGGCCCUCCGUGCCGCACGAGGACGGCAUACUGUGCUGGAUAAACGCGGCCUGUGCAGCGCUUAACAAGGCCGAGAGCUCACAUAUGGCGGUGGUGGAAGCUCUAAUGGUGCUAUACGCGCGGGAGGUAGUGACGCCGGACCGCGUGUCGGCGGCGGUGCAGCGGUUCGGCACCUCCCAGCCGCCGCCCGCCGGGCCCUCCGUGCCGCAUGAAGACGGCAUACUGUGCUGGAUAAACGCGGCCUGUGCAGCGCUUAACAAGGCCGAGGAGGACUCGUCCCAGCACGUGCCGAUGGUGAGCAGCCUGCAGGACCUGUGCGACGGGACGGCCCUGGCGGCGCUCAUCUCGUUCUACUGCCCCGACGCGUUGCCGCGCGCCGCCGUGCGAGUGGGCCGCAUGGCCUCCAUCCAGGACUGCCUGCACAACCUCAUGCUCGUGCACGACUUCUGCCAGCACUGCCUGCCGCACAACGUGUUCCACAUGCUGCCCGAGGACGUCACCUACAUGCGAGGGUCAAUGCGACAGAACCUAGUGGCGAUGCUAGCGGAUCUCUUCAACAUGCUAGAAGUUCACCCAGUGAAGUCCGUCAAACACCCAGGCACCGCGUGCUCGCGCAGCAACGUGCACGGCGUGCGCCACACUCGCGGGCUGCCGCCGCCGCCGCCCACGCCGAUUCCGGACCUGCGAGCCGGCGAGCCCGCCUCUCCCACGCCGCACCACGCCAAGGCGUUCGCAGUGCCUCGGUCGCCGUCGGCCCGCGGCGUGGCGUACGGGCGGUCGGCGUGCUCGACGCCGGAGCGCCGCAGCUGCAGCCCGCAGCGCGAGGAGUUUGUGGUGCACCGCGGCCGCCAGGUCACCACGUUGGCCACUAUCGCGCGCCAGCACGACGACGCAGCGUCCGUGACGUCAGAAUCGUCGGCAGCGGCGGCCGUAGCGGCGGGGCGGCCGUCGUGUCGCGAGAACUCCGGUUCGUUCGCGGGCCGGCGCUCGCGUCGCGGCUCGGUGUCCGACGACUCGCAACUCACCGUGGAGAACUUCGGCGGCUCGCAGGACCGCUUGCACUUCGCUGGACGCAACCCCGAGAAGGAGUUGGCAACUGUUGCUAAUGUGCGGAAGAUCUCCGCGCCUGCCGGCCCGCUAGACUACAACCCGCCUCUGCGCUCGUCGCGGCAAGACAUCCGCGGCUCCAUACAAUUCUUCCACGGGGAUUUCCAGAACGGGUCCCAAGAAGAAAAGCCUAAGAUGGAGCGGCAGCAGUCCCAGCCGCAAACAGACAGCGAACAGCCCUACUUUCCUAUCAGAAGGCAGCUCAGCAGCGACACCAUAAGCUUGAAUCAGCUGGGGUUCAGCUAUAAGGGCGGCGGCGAUGGCUUCUUCCUAAACGACCGAGACGCGACCGAUGGCGACGGAACCAAAACGAGCUUCGCCGACCUCAAUAGGAUUAGGAGUAAUGGCGAUCAAGGCGUACAGUCUCCUUUCGGCAAGGACGGCGGCGGCGGCGGCGGCGGCGAGCGGCGGAAGACGUCGUUCUCCACGCCGCCGCCUAACACCACCACGUGGCAGCAGCAGUUCCUGCAGCAGGAGAAUCAGCCGAACGGCGACGAGCUAUCAGACGAUGGACAAGCAGGCGGCGGCGGCGCGAUGGCAGCCCAGCUCAACAACAUUCGCCUGAAGUUAGAAGAGAAGCGACGCCGCAUCGAGCACGAGAAGCGCCGCAUGGAACUCGACGUCAGCCGUCAGAGGCAGCAGUUAGGCCAGCAGGCAUUCCUGCAAGCCGUCACGAGGGGCAAGGGCGCGCGCUCGCCGCCGCACGACGCGCCGCAGCCGGAGCCCCGCGCCGCCCAGGAGGAUGCGCCGAAUCAAACCGUGGACACUGUCGCUUUGGAGCAGUACCAACAAUCUAUAGCCAAAAUGAACACCAGCUUGCAAGACAUCCAGAGCGACAUCGCGCGGCUGGCCAGCCAGCAGAGCCAGAUACAGCAGCAGCAGCAUCAGGCCCAGCAGCUAUUCCAGCCGCCCGCGCCGCAGCCUCCGCCCUCGCCCUACCAGUACCAGCAUCAGCAGCAACAUAAUCUGCAGCAUCAGAUGCAGCACCCGCACCAACUCCCGCCACAGCAACCAAACAUUCCACAAUUGCACAGCCAAUUCAGCUCACAGCACAACGUGUCGCGGCCCGCGCUCGCCGCCGGCUUCGGCUCCACGCCGCAUCUGCCGCGAGACCUGUACCAGGGCCCGUACUACGAGCCGCACUUGUACCAGUAUCGCGACAUGGAGCCCGAGCCCGGCCGCUUCUACCUGCACGACGCCGCGCCGCAGCGCAAGACAUGGGCGCAGCACGCGCAGCACCAACACCAGCAGCAGCAGCAGCACCAGCAGCAGCAAGAAGCGCAGGAGCGCGGCUGGCAGCUCCACCAACAAAAUCACCAGUAUCAACAGCCGGCGGCGGAGCCUCCGCAGCGGUCGUGGAAGUCCCCUUCCCCGCAGCCGCCCGAGCGGAACUGGACCCCGCAGGGCUUCGUGCUGCACGACCGCGCCAGCCAGCCCUUCCAGGUCCACUACAGCACCGACCGCUACCAGAACGGCACCGAGAACGCGCGGGACCCCCAAAACCACUUAAGCUACACUGUGAUAAACCCCAACCAGUACGUUUCCCAGUCGCCUCCGCUCGCGGCGAGUCCGCAGCGGCGGGCCAAGACGCCGCAGCGCCAGGGCUCGCUGCCCGAGCGUCGACCAGACGCCGUCAGCCUGCAGCAGUUACAAACACCGGCGCCGCCCGACGAUAUGGAACCGCAGAAUAUUUCCUUCAUCGGCAACGCCGAGGACGACGCGCUGCGCCAGGGCAUCAACCGCCUCAACAUUUCCUCGGGCACGCGCACCUACCGUAUCCCGUCGCCCACGCGGCCCUCGCUCGGCCGCUCGUCCUUCCAGCAGCCCGACGACGACGCCAACGAGAAAGGCUUCUACAUUUCCUUCGACACCGACCAGCCGAAGCGGCCGAAGCCGCCGCUGCGCGCCAAGCGCAUGUCGCCCAAGAAGGAGAAGUCGGAGCUGAGUCCCGACCGGAGCCCUGAGAACACCUGGAACGAGCGAGUCGACCGGGUGGACCGUGUGGACCGGGUGGCGAGCCAGGAAGAAGAGUUUGUCGUGCACCGGGCGAAUGUGGAGCCGUUGCGAGCCGCGCCCGAACGCAGGGACGCGCCCGAACCCGCCGCUCUAGUCAUUGGCGAACUCAAUCCUGACCCGACAUCAGCAGAAGAAAUGGAGCGUAAGAAAGAGCGUAUCAUGCUGCUGUCUCUCCAAAGACGGCAGCGCGCAGACGAGGCGCGGGCGCGGGCAGAAGCGGCGGCGGCGGCGCGGCGCGCGCGGGACGAGGCGGCCGCCGAGCUCAAGUUGUCCCGCAAGGAGGAGCAAGCACGCCGUCGCGAGCUCAUCCUCCGCCAGUACAAGCUCAAGAAGGCCAUCGAGGAGGCCGAGAGGGAGGCGGCCGCCGAGCUCAAGCUGUCCCGCAAGGAGGAGCAGGCGCGCCGCCGCGAGCUCAUCCUCCGCCAGUACAAGCUCAAGAAGGCCAUCGAGGAGGCCGAGAGGGAGGCGGCCGCCGAGCUCAAGUUGUCCCGCAAGGAGGAGCAAGCACGCCGUCGCGAGCUCAUCCUCCGCCAGUACAAGCUCAAGAAGGCCAUCGAGGAGGCCGAGAGGGAGGCGGCCGCCGAGCUCAAGCUGUCCCGCAAGGAGGAGCAGGCGCGCCGCCGCGAGCUCAUCCUCCGCCAGUACAAGCUCAAGAAGGCCAUCGAGGAGGCCGAGAGGGAGGCGGCCGCCGAGCUCAAGCUGUCCCGCAAGGAGGAGCAAGCACGCCGUCGCGAGCUCAUCCUCCGCCAGUACAAGCUCAAGAAGGCCAUCGAGGAGGCCGAGAGGGAGGCGGCCGCCGAGCUCAAGCUGUCCCGCAAGGAGGAGCAAGCACGCCGUCGCGAGCUCAUCCUCCGCCAGUACAAGCUCAAGAAGGCCAUCGAGGAGGCCGAGAGGGAGGCGGCCGCCGAGCUCAAGCUGUCCCGCAAGGAGGAGCAAGCACGCCGUCGCGAGCUCAUCCUCCGCCAGUACAAGCUCAAGAAGGCCAUCGAGGAGGCCGAGAGGGAGGCGGCCGCCGAGCUCAAGCUGUCCCGCAAGGAGGAGCAGGCGCGCCGCCGCGAGCUCAUCCUCCGCCAGUACAAGCUCAAGAAGGCCAUCGAGGAGGCCGAGAGGGAGGCGGCCGCCGAGCUCAAGCUGUCCCGCAAGGAGGAGCAAGCACGCCGUCGCGAGCUCAUCCUCCGCCAGUACAAGCUCAAGAAGGCCAUCGAGGAGGCCGAGAGGGAGCGGGACGAGGCGGCCGCCGAGCUCAAGCUGUCCCGCAAGGAGGAGCAAGCACGCCGUCGCGAGCUCAUCCUCCGCCAGUACAAGCUCAAGAAGGCCAUCGAGGAGGCCGAGAGGGAGGGCAAAGUCUUAGACAAGACGGAGUUCCUCGAGGCCCUCAACAGCGGCGGGAAUCCCGGGACCGACCGGGACCGGGAUAGGGGGGGAGGGGGCAACACUAACACGCGACUACGAACCAAAGCGGGCGCCGCGCGCGCCCGGCCUAAGACGAUACAUGUUGACAGCGGCGCGCUGCACCAAGCUGAGGGACUGAGGGCUAAACAGCCUUCGAAUACCAACCUCACAGCGGGCGGCACCAUGCGGCGCGACUACUACCGCGGCUCGCAGGACUCGCUGGCCGAGCGCGCCGGGCUCUACCGCGUGACGCCAGCUGAGUCACCCGUAGAGGAGCGCGGGGGCGCGUCCCCCGGUAGCGCGUCAAGCGCCCCCCUCGGGCGGCGCGGCUCGUGCAAGACGUCUCGCGAGCGCGUCAAUGAGGAACCUCAGUCGUCCCGUGGAAGGUCUAAAUAUUCCACUUACCAGAGUAACUUUAAGGCGGGAAGGAAGUCUAGCUCUCUUAUGAACUUGUGCGACAGCGGGCUGGGCCGCGCGACGCCGCCGCGGCGCGCCGCGUCGCCGGGGCUCCGCGCGCUUGGCUCGCCGGCGUCGGGCCCGGGCUCGCUGCCCGGGGCUAUCGGCAAGCGGCGCGCGCACCACGACGACUCAUCCGACGUGUCUUCGACGCACUCCUCCAUUAUGGACUACUCCGGGCCGCGGUUAUACAAGCAGCCCACGACGAAGUCGAAUCGCGGCAUCAUGCUGAACGCGGUGGAGUAUUGCGUGUUCCCGGGCGCGGUCAACGCGGAGGCCAAGCGGCGGGUGCUCGAAGAGAUCGCGCGCUCCGAGAGCAAGCACUUCUUGGUUCUGUUCCGGGACGCGGGAUGCCAGUUCCGCGCUCUGUACUCGUACUGUCCCGACACGGACCACGUGGCCAAGCUGUACGGGACGGGGCCCAAGAACGUCAACGAUAGGAUGUUCGAUAAGUUUUUCAAGUACAACUCGGGCAGCAAGUGCUUCUCGCAGGUGCACACGAAGCACCUGACGGUGACCAUCGACGCCUUCACGAUACACAACUCGCUGUGGCAGGGCAAGAAGGUGCAGCUGCCCAGCAAGAAGGACAUGGCGCUAGUCAUCUAGGCUCUAGUCGGUAGUAGCGCCGAGUCCCUAAGUUAAAGUCGGUUAGUGCAUUUCCUCGCGGAGCUGUGUUAAGUUAAUUUCGCUUGAGUGAGUGAUGUCGCCCGACCCGGUCGGCGCCUGUGUCAUAUUGUACAGUUAGGACGAUAGGAGGUCGUGAGCUCGAAUCGAGUUAGGUUUAUUUGCAUUAGCUUCGAUCGGUUCGCAUUACAUUUUUGAAAGUUUAUCAUGUUGAAUUUGUGACCGCUGUGUUGUGUUAUUUAUUUCCUGUGUCUAGCUCUGCGGCGGUUCCCACCUGCGAACUUGACGGCACUGAGCGCUCGGAUGUUGACACUUUAGAGAAAACAAAUGAAUUCAAUGUUAAAGUUUAAAUAAAUGAUAGUAAUGCAAUUUAUGUUAAAAUGUAUAAGACUGAAACUUAAUUUUCAUUAAAUAAAUCCAAUUAUUUCCAAGAAUAAGCUGAUUAGUUUGUUUGACGUUUCGUUUGGCGCGCGGGUGGGGCCGCGGCGUCGUCGCUUGGCGUGUGUGUUGAUGCUGCGUUAGUCCGGCAUUCGAAUGUGUUACUCAGUGUAUAAACGCAAUGUUUGCCAUAUGUAUUAGUGAGAUGGUCGAUACGUUCCAAAUUGAUUAAAUUGUCUCAAAUGUACCAGCCGAACUGUCGGGUCUCUGGUCGUAUUAGAUACCUUUAAACUUUAAGUAAACUGUCCUCACGUCAAAUCAAAUAACAUGUUCACAAACUAAUAUCGCUUAUUUGUUAUAAAUAUUAACUCGUUAGUGAUUAUUUCAAUUGACUGGAGUAAGAUUAAGGUGAUUACGUAUUCGUUUAACUGACCCUCAUUUAACGUUAUUUCUAUUUCCAUUUUUUUACUGCUUGUAUAGCUAAAAUAAGACGAGGCACAUUUUACGUGGUAAUUGUACUGCCUUAUCCUGUAAAUAAUUGUUUUUGUAUACAGCUAUUUAUUAAAAGAAUGUUAAACGAGAAUUGAUGAAUAUCAUUUUUUCAUUGUUUAAUGAUUUGUCAUCAAUAAUAAAUAUACUACCGAUAGUAUAUGGUAUGCAAAUAUAUUGUAUUAUUAAAAAGCAUAACGAAAUAAUAUUGAAUUUCAUAUUA